Molecule: messenger RNA, 1979 nt
Organism: Hippoglossus stenolepis (Pacific halibut)
Lineage: Eukaryota; Metazoa; Chordata; Actinopteri; Pleuronectiformes; Pleuronectidae
Gene: tmem116
Product: transmembrane protein 116
Exons: 11
Coding region: 336-1400 (354 amino acids)
Biological process (GO): adenylate cyclase-activating G protein-coupled receptor signaling pathway
Cellular component (GO): plasma membrane
Molecular function (GO): G protein-coupled receptor activity
Source: RefSeq, a predicted model, not a curated record
GUCAGUUAUAAAUAAUGUUAUAUGUGAAGAUUAUAGUUAUGGGAUGAGCAGUAAAUCCAGUGUCCCCUAGAGGCUGCAGAAUUCAUCACAGCCACAAGACACUCGCUGUGUGUCGUGUGAAAACUGUCCAGAGGAGGUCAGUAGAGGGACAGGUCCCGGAGUCGAGCUGUGAUCCUGCUCCCCCAGGGGGCGCUGUCAGGGGGAGUAGGUGCAGCCUCCCCUCUGAGCUGCAGGAUAGUCAGGCUGCUGCUGGUCUGUCUGACACUUGGACAUCGAGCCUCAACACCGAUCUUCCUCUUUUACCUUUCAGCUGAUCUCUGGACCGUCAGCAGGACAUGUCCAACAGCUCCGAGAGAAACACGACGGCCGCGGUCGACUGGUCUGAGGUGUAUGAAGCCGUCAGGUGCGUCCAGCUGGUCAUGGCUCUGCUCAGUGUCCUGGGCUCGGGCUCCGUCAUCGUCUGUGUGAUGUCACAGAGACUCAGCCGGACGCCGGAGCUUCAGCCUCUUUUCCUGCUCAGCGUGUCCGACCUGCUGCUCGCCCUCUGCUGGCUGAUCGGAGCCGCUGUGUUCUCAGAGAGCUGCAGCGGCCUCAGCACACACUGCUACAACCUGCACACUGUGGAGCAGGUUCUCUACAUGUCCUCGUUCUUCUACACACUGAACUACAUGUGGAACCUUUACAGAGGAGUGAGAGAGAAGCUCUACAGCUGCCUGGAGGGAUACUCUGUACAGUUUUCGAACACAGUGAGAACAGCUGAUAAAACCACGGCUCUGCUCUCAGGGCUGGUUCCUCUGCUGCUCAUGACGCCCGUGUUCAUACAAGGAAACAUCAGCCAAUGUCAGACCAACUUCAGUCUGCCGUACAGGUGUCUGCUGAUGGACACUGGAGCGCUGUACCUGACCUCAGAGCUCCAGCAGCCAAUCAGAGCCUGCCGCCUGCUGCACACCUACGCCAUCGCCGUCUUCCUCAUCACCUUCGUCCUCACACUCCUCAUCAUCACAGUCUUCAUGGUGAAAGCGCGUCGCAUUUACAGGCGGGUUGUGACCUCAAGCGGUUACCUUGGCAACGAGCAGCGGACCUCUUUCCGUGUGAUGGACCGACGGAUGCUGCUGUACCCGCUGGUCUUCAUCCUCUGCUGGGGUCCAGCCGUGGCCCUGGCGUUCCUGCGGGUGGUGAAGCCGUCAGCGUGUCAGGGCGAAUCCGCGGCCGUCCUCUACGUCUCACAGACGUUCACCUCGGCCUCGCAGGGUUUCCUCAACUGUCUGGUCUACGGCUGGAUGCACACAAGCCUUCGCCGCGCCGGCAGGUCGAUUCUGUCUCGGGACGUGGACACUCAGACGCCUCUGCUGUCGUCACAGAAGAAGAAAAACUACCAGGCGCUGCCCCACAUCAGCUGAGACAGACAGACAGACAGGGAGGGACAAACUGUUCACUACAUCUGCAGUAAGGACACGAGAGGAAAGUCUGAACUUUCACUUUCCACUGAGGGAAAACACCUGUGAUGUGGAACCUCUGAAAAGGGGAAGAAGAAGAAGGAGGGGGGGUUUACGUCAAGAGGAAGAAGGACAGAAACAGGAUUUGAAAGAGUCAGACGGCUGCCUCCUUUUAUUUGACUCCAGGUCAGUUGGCACCUGCUGCUCAGCGUCAGCACAACAACACGUAUGUUCACUUUGUGAACAGAAGCAGAAAACAUCCUAUUUGAAUUAGUUUAGUCUGAAAACAAAUAAAAACAUCUUUGACAGUUUACACAGGACGGAGAAAAGACCCACGUCCUCAAACGUCUCACAUCAACAUGAACAAUUCACUGAACCUCACUCACCAACUCCAACCAGAGUUUAGCUCUGCACAGAUUCUGGCUUUUCAAAUUAAAAGUCUUCAGUGAUGUGAGGAGUUUGUAGCAGAAUGUUCUGAUGAAGGUCAAAGGUCACAGUGAAGACGAGAGAGAGAGAGAGAGAGAGAGAGAGAGAGAGAGAGAG